CCCCGCGCUGCCCUCCCUCCACGGGCCCAGCGGGCGGGGCGCGAAGUCCCGCCCGGGGCAGACGGGGCGGAGGUGGGCGAGCGGCCCGGGAGCGGGAGGGGACGGCGAGCGCGGGGCGCCCCGCCCAGCCCCGGGCUCUGUCCCUGCUCGCUUCCGGCCCGGGGCGCUGCGGACCUGAGGGCGACCUGUGCGCCAGCCCGGCGUCCUCGGGUCACCCUGGUAAGCGUCGCCACGUUCUUCCUUCACCCCAGCCCGGAGUUCCUGGUCGUUCGCUGGCGCCCCCGGGGCCCAGCGACGGUGGAUGGCAGAAGCCCAGAGCGGGACUGGCCAGCUGCAGGAGCAGAAGAAAGGGCUCCUGAUCGCCGUGAGCGCGUCGGUGGAUAAGAUCAUCUCGCACUUCGGGGCCGCCCGCAACUUGGUUCAGAAGGUGAGGGUGCCUGUGGGGAGGCCCUGGGGCCACACGACCCGUAGCGGGGAGGCGGCCGCAGACACCUGGGACGUGUCCGUUGUGCCGCCCCAGGCCCAGCUGGGGGACAGCCGGCUGAGCCCAGAUGUGGGGCACCUGGUGCUGACCACCCUGUGUCCGGCCCUGCACGCGCUGGUGGCCGACGGGCUGAAGCCCUUCCGGAAGGACCUCAUCACCGGGCAGCGCAGGAGCAGCCCCUGGAGCGUGGUGGAGGCGUCGGUGAAGCCAGGCUCCAGAAGCCGUGCGCUGGGGACCCUGUACGGCCAGGUCAGCCGCCUGGGCCCACUAAGCAGCAGCCGCAGCCGCUUCCACGCCUUCAUCCUGGGCCUCCUUAACACUAAGCAGUUGGAGCUGUGGUUCUCCAGCCUGCAGGAAGAUGCAGGCCUGCUGUCCUUGCUGUACCUGCCCACCGGAUUCUUGUCCUUGGCGCGGGGUGGCUGCCCCGCCCUGUCCACGGAGCUGCUGCUCCUGCUGCAGCCGCUGUCGGUGCUCACCUUCCACCUGGACCUGCUCUUUGAGCACCACCACCACCUGCCCCUGGGCCCGCCCCCGGCCGCGGCUGCCCCGGGCUCACCACCCGCCCUGCAGCAGACGGUGCACGCCGUGCUGCACUGGGGGGGGCGGUUGGCCCAGAGCCUUCGGGGGGCUUCCAGGGAGACGCCUCCCGGGCCUUCGGCUCCUGCCAGCGCCCCCACACCAGGCAGCUGGUGGGAGCAGCUGACCCAGGCCUCCCGGGUCUACGCCUCUGGGGGCACCGAGGGCUUCCCGCUUCCCCGGUGGAGGUCUUGGCGUCCCGGGACGGUGGCUGGAGGCCCGCAGGAGAGGCCCGUGCCCGCAGAGGACACGGCACCGGGCCGAGGCAUGUGGCUGGGGAGGCUGUUUGGAGUGCCAGGGGGCCUCACGGAAACGGACGGAGGAACCGUGAAGUCCAGGAGACCGUCCAGCUGGCUGCCCCCGACAGUGAGCGUGUUGGCUCUGGUGAAGCGGGGGGCCCCUUCCGAGCCUCUCUCGCCUCCUGAGGAGCUUGAGGCCUCCACGGCGGGCGUGGUGCAGACCCACAGGGCCGUCCGUGCGCUCUGUGACCACACCGCGGCAGGACCAGAUCAGCUCAGCUUCCGGCGCGGGGAGGUGCUGCGAGUCGUCGCCACUGUGGACGAGGACUGGCUCCGCUGUGGGCAGGAUGGCGCAGAGGGGCUGGUGCCCGUGGGGUACACAUCUCUCGUCCUCUAGCCCAAGCACCUGUCGUGUUGCCUCUCCCUCCGGCGCCCUGGGCAUGGAACGGCCCCAGGGCCAUGGACCUGUGCACACCGAUCGCAGCAGAAGCGUCUGCCCUGUCUGCAAAAUGACUCUUCCCCCACGUCCGUCGCUGCAGAUGGGAAACCAACUUUUCCUUUUUCCCUCUCGUGCCAUCUGUAAGGUGAAACCUGCUCUUCUUCAAAAUGUGUAAAGGAGUUUUCCCCCAUCUCUCUCUUCUUUCCCACCUGCACAAGGAAAUGUUUCCCUUCCCAUCUGCACAAUGGAAAUCGCGCCCCUCUGCCUCCUUCCUCUGUGAGUGGACUGUGCCAGUACCCCGUGCGCCUCCGUUUCCGAGACUGGAAGGGCCUCGCGUGUCCUUCCUGCGAAUGGACACCCCCCCCCCACCCUGCGUGCCACCCAUGUUGCCUGUAUUUAUUACGUACUCACGCUGUGCCAGGUGCUGAAGUCCGGACCCCCUGGGGAGUGGGUCUGUGGUGUCGGUCUGCUUGUCCCCUCCUUUGUCCCAAUAAAGUGUGGGAGCAGAA
Molecule: messenger RNA, 2247 nt
Organism: Ailuropoda melanoleuca (giant panda)
Lineage: Eukaryota; Metazoa; Chordata; Mammalia; Carnivora; Ursidae
Gene: RUSC1
Product: RUN and SH3 domain containing 1
Exons: 7
Coding region: 302-1696 (464 amino acids)
Cellular component (GO): cytoplasmic vesicle
Molecular function (GO): protein binding
Source: RefSeq, a predicted model, not a curated record